AUGAGUAUCGAAUCUCAAUUAUGCAUUACCGUAAUUCUAAUAUCAAUUCCAAUAGCAGGUAUACUAUUAAGACUAAUAUAUAUCUUACCAUUCACAACUCAAACUAAAUCAAUAAAUAAUUUUAAAUCAAUCAAGCACCUAAAAAAUAAACAUAUUUCAAUAUUUUUAGGAUCUGGAGGUCAUACAGGAGAAAUGUUAAAACUAACUUCAAAAUUAGAUUUAAAUGAUAUAAAAACUACUUGGAUAUAUUCUAAGGGUGAUAUAGCAACAUUAAAUCAAAUCAAACAGAAAGGAUUUGCCAACACCAAAUCAAUACAUAGAGCUAAAAAUGUUGGAGAUUCAAUACCAAAAGCUAUAUUCAAUUCCAUUUACUCAAUCAUUGAUGCUUUUAUUACGUUAUACAAUGUCAAAAGCGAUCUUAUAAUAAUGAACGGUCCGGGAACUUCUUUCAUAUUAGCAUUUGCAAUAUUUAUAAUGAAAUUUUUUGGUUUAAAUUCAACAAAAAUUAUAUAUAUUGAAAGUUUAGCAAGAAGUAAAAAAUUAAGUCUUACUGGAAGAUUAAUUUUACCUAUUUCUGAUAGAUUUAUUGUUCAAUGGGAAAAUCUAGCUAAUCAAUAUAAUAGAGUAGAAUAUUACGGAAUACUAUUGUAA
Molecule: messenger RNA, 651 nt
Organism: Lodderomyces pseudojiufengensis
Lineage: Eukaryota; Fungi; Ascomycota; Pichiomycetes; Serinales; Debaryomycetaceae
Product: N-acetylglucosaminyldiphosphodolichol N-acetylglucosaminyltransferase anchoring subunit
Exons: 1
Coding region: 1-651 (216 amino acids)
Biological process (GO): dolichol-linked oligosaccharide biosynthetic process
Cellular component (GO): UDP-N-acetylglucosamine transferase complex
Source: RefSeq, a predicted model, not a curated record